This is a messenger RNA of Gadus macrocephalus (Pacific cod), 2706 nucleotides long. RefSeq names its product G protein-coupled receptor 151 (gene gpr151). Gene Ontology annotation, cellular component: membrane. The record is from RefSeq and is a predicted model, not a curated record. The coding region runs from base 1318 to 2700 and encodes 460 amino acids. Gene Ontology annotation, biological process: G protein-coupled receptor signaling pathway. The transcript is spliced from 2 exons. Lineage: Eukaryota; Metazoa; Chordata; Actinopteri; Gadiformes; Gadidae. Gene Ontology annotation, molecular function: G protein-coupled receptor activity.
AUUUUGAAAUUGAAAAGCCAUUGCAUCUUGUUGAUUUAAAUGUCAACUCCAUGAAAUUCAUAACAUUGAACUAUCAUGCUUUGAAAACAAGGUCAUCUGAAUGUAUGCGUUUUGAAUUCACUUCUUUGAAAUUCAUGGCAUUUCAAGUUAAACAAUUUCCAAAACACUAAGAAUUCAAUUGCUAGACAUUCAGAAUUCAAAACGUUAUGGCAGUGAUUUGCCUCCAUAGCUGUGAAGUAAUUGCUGUGAACAUUGUAAGAAAAAAAGAAGAAAAAUGAAUACUCAAUUUACAAGAAAAUGUAAAAUUGAUCAAAAUUAUAGUGGUUCCAUUUCCUGGUCAAACUAACUAACAGGACUAAUGGUCACAAAAGUGCUCUUUGUGUUCUAUUCGGGGGACGAAAUUACUAAGAUUGAUUUCUGUGACUACUAAGAAUGAAUUUCAAGAUUGCAAAUAAAUGAAAAGAUAAUGUCCUAAUUAAACAACCACUGUCUUUUAACAGUAUAGGCCUAGUGCAACUUCGGAACAUGGAAUAGAUGUAAUACAAACGUCAUUCAGCAUUGAAUAUAUUAUGAUACAUGGAAUGCAUACAUAUUCAAAUGUUUACCAAAUUGCAUAUUUUUACCUUUUCAAUUAUCCUACAUCACCACAACAUGUAACAUGUAGAUGCCAGUUGAUUUCUAAACAGUUACUUUCAUGCAUUUUGUCCUUAUAAUCAGAAAUUAAAGAAACUGUUUACAUAGACUAUAGAGACUUCCUAUAGACAUUUUACAUAAAUGCACAAUAAAACCAUACUACAUGCUUUUUGAAGCCUCUAUUCCUAAAUCUUAAAAGACUGCACUAUCUGAUAGCCUACAUAAUGGCAACCUAUUGAUCCUUCAUUGCUACAAUCCUGACUGAACAUACGCACCAACCGAAGGGGAGACCUAAUACAAAGCCAAUGCACAUAUGCAAUAAUAAAUGAUAAAAGACAUGUCCUUUUUAAUUGGCCCCACAGGACUGCAGACGAUGCCCAACGUUUGAAUCCGCUGGGGGAUGAGGCUGUCAAUCAAAGCUCAUAUUUAUAGCAGAGCCACCGAGCCUGUGCUUACUCACAGCAGACGUACGGAGACAGACACCUCCAGCUCCUCCGAACACCACCAGGGACCGGCUGGUCCUCUCCACAAGUUGGUAUUAGAUCCCACUCCAGAGGGACUUUUAUUAGUUUGACCCAUCGUGAAACAUCGUCAAUCUUGCAAACUUUCCUUUCAUCUCCUUGUGACCCUCCGACGUUGGACUUUUUUUCCCCCCGACCGUCUGCCGCCGUCAACUCCGUCACCAUGGAUACCGAGCCGCCCGGCUCGGACAACCGCACGGUGGUGAACGGCAGCUCGGCGGACCAGAGGUUCUACCUGGACCGCGGCUCCUACCAGCACCUGGACCCCGGGGACCUGCGCUCGGUGGUCCCCGCCCUCCUGGGGGUGCUGUGCGCCGUGGGCCUGGCCUGUAACCUCAGCGCCAUGGCCGCGCUGGUGUCCAACGCCCGCCGGGGCAAGCUGUCCCUGGUCAACGGCCUCAUCUUCAACCUGAUGCUGGCCGACGGCCUGGUGCUGGCCUUCAGCGUGCCCUUCCGCGCCGCCGCCUACCACCGCUCCAGCUGGACGCUGGGCUGGCCCGUGUGCAAGACGGCCGACUGGUUCUUCCAGUCCUGCAUGGCGGCCAAGAGCUUCACGGUGGCGGUGAUGGCCAAGGCCUGCUACCGCUACGUCUCCGGCCCCAACAAGCAGGUGAGCCUCCGCCCGGGCUCCGUCCUGGUGGUGCUGCUCUUCACCUGGCUGACGGCCUUCUCCGUCACCGCCCCCCACCUGCUGUUCGCCACGCUGCGGCGGGAGAGCCGCGGGCUGGUGUGCGUGAUGGCGCCGCCCCCGGAGAGCCGGGACUUCAUGUGGGUGUACGUGAAGGCGUACCCCCUGGCGGUGUUCUGCCUCCCCCUGAGCUUCGCCGUGCUCUACUUCUGGAAGGCGUACGGGCGGCGCCGGCGGCGGGCCACCAAGACGCAGAACCUGCGCACCCAGAUCCGCUCCCGGAAGCUGACGCUGAUGAUCUUCUGCCUGACCGCGGCCAUGGCUCUGCUCUGGCUGCCCCACUGGGUGAUGUGGAUGUGGGAGCGUCACCUGGCCGAGAGGGAGCGGGGCGAGCAGGUCGGCUCCUCUCCUCCCCUCCUGCUCUCCCUCUCCGCUCAGCUGCUCACCUUCUCCCUGUCGCUGGUGAACCCGCUCGUGGUGCUGUCGCUCUCCGAAGAGUUCCGCGAGGGCUACUGGGGCCUCUGGAGGCGGUUCACCCUGCGCAAGCAACCCCCGCCCAAAGCCAAGCCCGGGCCCCACAACCCCACGUCCCUGAUGUCCCCUCACCCGAGACCGGAGACCUCGGGCCAGCAGAGAGAGGAUCACCCUCCCCAGGCCUCCGCCACAUCUGUUCACGGCCCCAACACGGAGAGUCUGCGUCAGCCCCAGGCGGAGGAGGUGGAGGAGGAGGUGGAGGAGGAGGGAUGCGGAGGCGACGGGACGGAGGCGGAUGAGACCAGCCUGAAAGACGGCGUCGCGUUGCCCGACGUGGAGCAGUUCUGGCACGAGAGAGAGGCUGGAUCUGUGACGGAUGACAACGACCCCGUGCCCUGGGAGCACCAGGGAGGGGGGGAGACAGUGGGGAAGGUGGGGAUCUGAUCGCUG